This is a messenger RNA of Microthlaspi erraticum, 1554 nucleotides long. The record is from the annotation of a GenBank genome assembly. NCBI's taxonomy places the organism in Eukaryota, Viridiplantae, Streptophyta, Magnoliopsida, Brassicales, Brassicaceae.
AUGAAUCGGAAAAAGAAGAAGAAGCACGAAGAAGAGAAAGAUGAAGAGGACGAGGAAUUGCGUGGUGACGAAGAGAACAAGCAGGAUGAGGAGAUGAGGAGUAUAAUGAUGACAAUGAUGGCGAGGAAAAUCGACAAUCUCCACAACAGCAGGAAGAAAUUCCUCAACCGGAUCAAACCCCACCGGAAGAACCACUUCAACCGGAACAAACAGAAGACGCUGAAGCAAUGCCUUCAGAUGCACAUGUCUCUUCUUUUGCAGCGGUCAUGGUACUCCAUUAAGGAGCAUGCGCUGCUGAGUGGAUUGGAUUGUCAUGACUACCCUAGCAACUAUGGGGAGCUGAAGGACAAGGAUGCUGGCGAUUUCAAGUUUGUUGAAAAGUGGUUCAAGAGAAGGACCAAUAUUACCAUAGCAGAUGUGAAGAAGAAGCUACCGAAAGUGAAGAGCGCUGUUAACAAGAAGAAGAUGGCUGCGCUAUAUUUCUUAACCAAUGUCUUGAAAGCGAAGUCCAAAUAUAAAGGAAACAUAGAGCCAUUCUUUCUCAAAGUCGUGGAUGAUUUGGACUUGUGCGAAAAAUUCCCUUGGGGCCGUUUGACCUUUGAUGAUUUGGUAGAUGAAGUUAAGAAAGUAGCGAAGAAGUUCAAGGGAGGCGUCGUCAACGAGAAGGAUUCAUGGACCUUUUCUGGAUACAUUCUUCCUAUUGAGGCUUUUGCGUAUGAGUGCAUUCCUGCGCUUGCUCGAACCUUUCGAGAACCUGUUCAUGCAGAGAGCGACUGUCCAAGGUUGUGCAAGCACAAUUUCAAAGCGACUUACAUGAAAGGUUAUCCACUGUCCGAGAUAAACGAAGCAAUUGGGAGCAAUAGGGAUAUCAUAAGCAUCUUGGAACCAACCUCAGAGGAGGAAACCCUUAUGGAGCGCAUCAUAGACCCUGGUUGUGAUGAUGGGAUUGGCUACGUGGAUCAUUUAGUCGACCUUUGGAGAAACCAUCUAAUCGUCCAAAAGAAGAAGAUAUGGUGGGAGUCUCUGUACAAGAUUGACUUGGCCGGCAGAGGUAUCACCGAGUUUGCAAAUGAAGUACCAAUGCAGGCACCUGACAACGGUGGAUCAGUUCAGGGAAUGAUGGAAACGAUGAAAGCUUUGAUCGAGGAAGCAACAAAGAAGUUGGAGGAUAAGAUGGAUGAUGUUACCUCAGAGAUUAAGGCAAUGGUUGGGGACUUAGAUGAGAGACUUGAUAUGGUUGAAUGUUAUGUCAAUGAGCAACGAACCAAGAAGGCUCAUGAUAGAAGCGGAGCAAGUAGUUUUCCUCUAGGCGAGGAGGAGGAGGCGGAGGAGGAGGCGGAGGAGGAGGAGGAGGAGGAGCAAGUAGUAGAACCGCCAAAGAAGAGAAGAAAAGAAACUCCAGCAGAGAAAGAGAAGAGGACAAUCAGACCUUCAGCUAUUCUCUCAUCUCCAUAUGUGGCUGGUCAGGCAAAUAGAAAAAGAAAAGGCAAGACAAGUGGAAAAGGGAAAGGAGGUGCAAAGAGGCCGUACAACACACGUAGGAAACAAGGCUGA